Molecule: messenger RNA, 1214 nt
Organism: Coffea arabica (coffee)
Lineage: Eukaryota; Viridiplantae; Streptophyta; Magnoliopsida; Gentianales; Rubiaceae
Source: RefSeq, a predicted model, not a curated record
GCUAAAAAUUGUAGUAAAUGCUACUAUACUUGAUGUUUAGCCCCAGAACUUGCGCAGCAGUAAGAACUUGCCACAGAAAUUCUCUAAAUCACAGAAAAGCCCCGAAUUACUUGAAGGAUGAAUCUUUUCGGUUACUGACCGACACCGAGCCUGAGCUCAGACUUCCUCUACAGCAACCCGAGAAAGGGCGGAAAGAAUAGCAUCAAGAAUCCAAUCCCUAGGAUACAUUUAUCAGAUUGGAGCUGUACAUAGAGAUGCAACGAGUGAAAUCUGCCUCAUCUGUUUUAAGCCGUUAUACAGCAAAUAAUAAUGGUGGCUUUAUCUCCAGGCUAAAACGAUGCCUUUCUUCUCUGUCCAACAGUCCCCUCACCGAUGAUCAGGAAAACUUUGUGUUGGUGGAGGGAAAUGGCGCUUCCAGAACUGCAAUUCUCAAUAGACCCUCUGUGCUUAAUGCCCUUAACACUUCAAUUGGGGCUAGGUUACAAAAGCUGUACUCAAGUUGGGAGGAUGAUCCUGAUAUCGGGAUUGUGCAAUUGAAGGGCAGAGGCAGGGCAUUUUGUGCUGGUGGUGAUAUUGUAGCUCUUUAUAAUGUGAUACGCCAAGGGAAUAUUGAACAGGGUAAAGAAUUCUUUUGGACAACAUACAAUUUCAUUUAUAUGCUCGGUACAUACUUGAAACCACAUGUUGCACUAUUACAUGGAAUUACUAUGGGUGGUGGAGCUGGAGUCUCAAUUCCUGGAACAUUCCGAGUCGCAACUGAUAAAACUGUUUUUGCUACACCUGAAACAUUAAUUGGUUUCCACCCGGAUGCUGGAGCAUCUUUUUACCUCUCACAUCUGCCUGGUUAUUUAGGAGAGUACUUGGCCCUCACUGGAGACAAACUCAAUGGAGUGGAAAUGCUAUCCUGUGGGCUUGCUACACACUAUUCACUAGCUGCUAAGCUUCCUUUAAUUGAGGAACAACUUGGAAGCUUGGCUACUGAUGAUCCGUCUGUCAUCGAAGGUUCUCUGCAAAACUUUGGAGACCUUGUCCACCCAGAUCCAACAAGUGUGGUUCACUGGUAAUCAUUUGCCUAUAGAAGGAUUUUGGGAGAAUGUCUAUGUAAUCUCAAUUUAUUCUAUUAACAGUCAUCUCGUUCUCAAGCCAAUCACCAUGAUACCGUAUUCCUCGUUAUCAGAAUGACAUCAAAAGACAUACUAACUUGGGCAGUAGCU